AUGCGAUUCCUGCUCCCCAUGAUUGCUCUUUCCAUCCUUCUUAUUCUUCCAUUGUUUCAAGAAGUAGAGGCAGGUUUAGGCUGUGAGCAGAAUUGGCACUCCUUUGGCAGCCAUUGUUACAGACAUUACCUUGGUAAACCUGUUACUUUUGAUGAAGCAGAAGAAAUUUGUAUAAGCAAUGGUGGUCAUUUAGCUUCUAUCAACUCACCAGAGGAGUCAGAUUUCAUAUUAAGUAUAUCUUCUACUGGUGGACAAUUUCCCUUCGAUGGACAGCCAUGGGUUGGAUAUAAAAAAAUUGAUAAGAAAUGGCAAUGGAUUGAUGGCUCAACUGGAGCUGGAGUCAAAUGGGCGCCAGGGGAACCUGAUAAUAAUCGUGGAAACGAGUGGUGUGUUAAGUAUAUUCCUGAUACAGCUAUGGACAACGCAAAGAAAGUUAGAUAUUAUAAGGGAAGAACUAAUGUAUUGAAUGACGUGCCUUGCGAACGUGCAACAACUCGUUUCAUUUGCAAGAAAGCUCAAGCUGAAUUACGAGUGAUGUUAGCACUUCCAGCGAAAAAGCUUGUUGAUGAAUUAGCCUGCGAAGGUGAAGGUUGGAAAGGGCUGAAAAGCACUGGAGCUUGUUAUAAGCAUUUCACUGAAGAAUCUACUACUCAGCCAGGAGCAGAAAAGAAGUGUCAAGAAGAAGGCGGUCAUUUGACAUCAAUUACCACCGAUGAAGAGCUUGCUUUCGUAUCGGAAUUGGCUAAAACUGGAAAAGUUUGUGAGUUUGACGAUCAGCCAUGGGUUGGUUUGGUCAAGUCAAUAUGCGGACAAUGGAGUUGGACUGAUGGAGAAGGCAAAAAAACUGUAGCUUUAUGGGCCCCAGGGGAACCUAAUGGAGAUGAAACUUCCGAUGAAAAAUGUGUCAAAUUAGUGGUCGAUUUGGCUAUUAAUUCAAAGAGCGUGUUUGUCUACGAUAACCAAACCGAUGUCUUGAAUGACGUACCUUGUGAUCGUGCUAGCACUCGAUUUGUUUGUAAAAAAGAAUUAGGAGCAAAGCCUAAAAUACAAACGAGACCACCACUUCCUACCGCAGCUGUUCCUGCUGAUGAAUGCCCAAAAAACGCAGUGAAAGUUGCUAACGAAUGCAUUUGCGAAGAAGGAGCCGUUGAUAUCAGAGAUACAGACUUCCCAGAAAAAGAAAAAUAUGAAUAUGGAGAAGUGUGCAUCCCAAUGAAUCCGUGCAAAGAGGUUCAAGAAGACCUAUCAGUUAUUUUUGUAGUUGAUUCAUCCGGAUCUAUCGGAGAUGAAUGGCAAUAUGUUCUUGAUUUCAUUAAAAAUGCUGCUAGUAUUGUUCCGAAGAAUAGUCAUGUUGGAUUCGUGAAGUUCGCUAGUCAAGUAUCUGCUUCACUAUGGUUAAAAAACCCUUGGACCGAAGAAGAAUUCAUCAAUUCAAUUCCCUCUGAGCACGACAUGGGAUUAACUAACACACCUGCCGCCUUGAAGAGAGCUCUUGAGAUGUUUGAGAAUGACAAGUAUAAAUCAAAAGUUGUUAUUCUGCUUACUGAUGGGAUACCACAAAUCGAAGGAUAUAGUUUGGCUCGAGCCAAUGAGAUGUCAACGACAGCUGCCAAUGAGCUCGAUGAACACGAUAUUAAAUUAUACAUAAUGGGUAUUGGGCAGUACAUUAAAAUUGCUGCAAGUUCUAUCAAAAACUGGGUAAAGCAACCCGAAGAUUAUUUCCCAUACCAUCAGUCUAUUUCGGUUCUAUCGAACUUGCAUAUGAGAAACGUUCUAAUGAAAGUAUGUGAUCAAGACCAAAUUAAAGCAUAUCUCAAUCAUCCAAAAGCUCUCAACUCGAAGUGA
Molecule: messenger RNA, 1845 nt
Organism: Auanema sp. JU1783
Lineage: Eukaryota; Metazoa; Nematoda; Chromadorea; Rhabditida; Rhabditidae
Source: the annotation of a GenBank genome assembly